AUGAGUUAUGAAUUAAACUUAGAUGUCUCGAAGAACACUCAAGAUGCUUCUGUCGCAAGUUAUUUAACGGAAAAUGUAUUUGAAAGGGAAAUCAAGGAAAUGAACGAAAUGAAUAGCUCAAACAUGAUUACGCAGAAAGAAGAGAUAAAGGAAGAAUCAUCGAGCGAUAAGAAGGAAAACAAAUCAAAACCUAUAAAAAAGAAUAAUUUUAUGAAAAUUUUAAAAAAAAAAAAAAAAUCGAAAGAAUGCAAAGAGGAAGAGUCUGCUUCGAAUAUAUAUGAUUCUAAUUAUCUGGUAUCUGAUCCAAAGCACAUUGAUUCACAGAAGUAUUAUCUUUCUUUUAGUGAGUUAAAUAAACAAGAUGAAAUAGUAGAUGGAAAAAAUGUACAAGCUAUUUCGUAUGACAGCGAAAAUGUAGACAUUUCAAAAAGAAAAGACAUAAAUAAAAAAAAAAUCAAUUUAGAAAGAAAAAUAUCGAUGGAUAGCAUAAAAAAGGCGAAGAUAAAAAGAAAGAAAAGAAGAAGCUCUAGAUUUGCUUACUUUGUGAAUGAUCAGUGGUGUGAUGAAAACAUGGGAAAGGUUGAAUUGAAAAGUGAAAAGGGUAGAGAAAAGAGAAUCGCAAAGAAGAGUGAAAUGAAGGAAGAAAAAAGAAAGGAAAUAAGAAACAGCAGAUGUGACGAUGAAGAUAAAAAUUUUAAUUUUGAACCCCAUGAAGAUUUAAAAAAAGAAAUUGAAAAAAUAAAAUUGGAUAUAGACAAGAUUAAGAAGAAAGGAAAUACAAAAAGAAUAUACGAUGAUUUAAAAUAUAUAUUACUAUUUCAAAAUGAAAUAAUUGAUAUAUUAAUUGAAGAUAUUAGAAAAAAUAAAUUAAGGAUAAAGUAUGAUUUACUUGAGGACAGUACAGUAAAAGAUGACGUAAAUAAGAUGAUAUUAAACCAUAUUACCUUAGAUCUUUUAAAAUUUAAAUAUAUAAAUACAAAAUUAAAAGAAUUAAUUUUGUGUGUGUAUGAUACGAAAAAAUUUAAUAGCUUAAUAAGGAAAAUAAUAUAUAAUAAUUUAGAUGACAUGAAAAGAGUUGUAGAUAAAAAUGGUGAGUUAACCUUUGGAAAAACCAUGUUGUCUUUUUUAUAUAAACAAUUGAAAUAUUGUUUAGAAGAAGAAGUACAGACAUAUUAUAAGGAUGUAAAGAAUUUAAAUGAUGAUAUUCAUAAUAUAAAAAAAAAUAUUAUGAAUAUUAUUCUUAGUUCAAUAGAUGAUGUUUGUUCUUUGCCUGCUCCGAAUCAGUUAUAUGGCAUGAAUGGAUCUGAAUGUAACGAAGAAAUGGAGCUAAAAAAAAAGCAGCUCAUAUGUCCCGUAUAUGCAAAAGAUAUUAAUAGGUUAUUUCAUAUGUAUGAUAAUGUUCACGCGGACGAAAUGAGUAAAAAUUAUAAUAUUGGAGGUCAUGGUGGUAAUGAUAAUAGCGGCAGUGGCAAUAGUGGCAAUGGCAAUAGUGGCAAUGGCAAUAGUGACAAUACAAAUGCUGAUAGUAAUAAUGAGCAUAUGCUAAAAAGGAAUAUAAGGAUUCGUAUUAAACGAGGAAAUGGCGAUAAGCCUUAUGUAAUACGCACAGGUAAUUAUGAGAAUGUUCGUCCUGAUACAUCAUAUAAUUACUUGUCUUCUACCCAUCUGAACAAUUUAAAUUAUCCCCAUAAUGCUAUUGAAAAUGCACGUGCCGUAUUUGAAAAUUAUAGGAACUCUAAAAUUACGAGUCACCCAGUUGCUUCAAAUACAAAUGAACCGAUAAAAAUCAUUCAAAAGCCAUAUUGUUAUAUAUCUAACUUAAAAAUAAAAAAAGAAGACGCUUUAUCUGAUUUGAAAAAUUAUUAUUAUAAUGUGAACUCACCAUGGGUUAAUAAAUUAUGUAGCAAUAAUAAUCAAUUGUAUUAUAACUUGAAGAAAAACAAUAGAAGGAUGCAAAGUAGUAAUAAUAUAGUAACUGGAAGUACUAAAGACUGUUCUAUUUUUUGUAAUGAUGUUAUUGAUAAAGCAAAGAAUGCAAUGAAUUAUAAGGAAUAUACAAAUAAUUAUAACACUGUAGGGGAUAACAAAUAUUCUCAUCUCGACAAAAAUGGAAGUAAUGAAGGUAAUUAUCGUGGGAAUGGAUGUAUACAACAUGUUCAGAAUGUGCGUAAUGACAACCCUCAGUUGGUUCACAAUUUUAGAAUUGAUAAUAAUAAUGCUAGCGGUACUUUUCCGAUUGUAGGAGAUGUAUGUAAAAAUGGUCAAGUGUCCGGAAUGUUCCUGAUGGACAAUCAUAUGCGUGGUUGUACACGCAAUAACAAUAACAAUAUUAAUAGUAAUAGAAAUAAUAAUGGUAAUAAUAAGUGCAAGUGUAAUAGUAACUGUAAUAACGCUUGGAGUUGCAGCAGCAGUAAUGGAAAUUGCGGAUGGCACGAAAAAGGUCGUUAUGUAACGGGUAAUACCAUGAACGAAAAGAAAGAGAGCAGUAAAAUUGGAAGUGGCAUGUACACGGGAUUUGAAAUUAUAUCAAGCAAAGAGGACAUAAUAAAAUUAGAAAAGUUAUUGAAUGAUAAAUGGGGAAGUUUUAAGUUAUUCGAAAAGUGGAUAAAGGAUUGUUCGAAGUGGCAAUGGAUCGAUUUAAAACUUCAAAGAGAAUAUAUAAGUAAUAAUAUAGAAUUAGAGAAAUUAAAAGAAGAAAAAAAAAAAUAUAUGGAAAAAUGUGUUAAUAAUAAAAUAAAAGAAUUAUGGUGUGGUCGUAUGAAAGGUUUGAUGAAUAUGAAAUUAUGUGAUAUAGAAAAAAGAAUAGCAAAAAAUUUCUCUUCAAAUAAUAUUAUGAAUAAUAAUAUUUAUCAUGUAACACUUGAUUAUGAGAGGAAUGCAAUGUGUUACCAUGAUUUAUAUGUAAAAUUGUUAAAUAUACAAAAUAAUAAUAAAAAAGAAGAUUUAUUAAAAAAAUAUAGUGAAUACAAAGAUAAGUGUAUUAUUAAUGAUGGCCCUUUCGCUGAUAAUGUUGGGAAAAAAGACUCCAUUGCAAUGAAUGCCGAAAAUUUGAAAUAUCCAAGUAAAAAAAAAGGCUAUGUCCAGUCAUUAAUUUAUAGUUUUAAUAAAAAAUCCCAGAAGCAGAGUAAUAAAGAUAGUUCUCAACCAAAGAAGGAAGAGGAAGAUACCAUCGAAAAGAGGAAUAGCGGUACGAUGAAUGAGCAGAACGCGAAGGAGGACAAGUUCCAGCAGAAAGCUGGUGAGGAUAAGCUCGACAAUAACAGGAGGAGAAGCGGUGCAAGUAAUAGAAGCGGAAUGAAGGAUAAAAGCGAAGAGAAGAACAAAAGAGAAGAGAAGAACAAAAGAGAAGAGAAGAACAAAAGAGAAGAGAAGAACAAAAGAGAAGAGAAGAACAAAAAUGAGGGAAAGAAGGGAAGAAGCAGUGAGAAGCGGAAGAGCAACGGUAAGAACAGCCCAAAUGAGAACAUCCGUCAAGUUGUCACCAAGAGGAAAUCAAAAAACGGGAAUGACGAAUCAUACAUUCUUAAAGAAUCCUAUUUGAUAAAUAAUUCGUAUGAAAGUAUUAGCUCACAUUCGUCUUCUAAAAAGUCAGAACAGUCAGAGAAAGAAAUAAAACAAAACAAUGGCUCUUUUUUCGAUAGUUUUUUAUUUUUUAAAAGUGAAGCGAAUAAAAAAAGCUCGCAUAGUAAAAGUAAAUCAGAUAAUUCUUUAUCAACACAUAAAACAAAAUCGAACAGUUCUCAUAAUGAAGAGUAUUAUUCUUUAAAAUAUUCAAAAAGUAUGGGAAAAGAAAAAUAUAAAAAGAAAAAAAAAACCAAAAAGAGUAAUAUGAUUACCUUUAAAAAAUUAUUUUAUCUAAACCGGAAAAAAAAGAGUAAGGAGAAAACAAAGAGCAGCAACAAAUCCUCAUCUGAAUCAUCUGAAGAGGAAGAUGUAAAAGAGGAUCAUACAAAAACGAAUAAAAAGAACAGUAUAAAUAGUAGGAAACAGGAUCAAAUGUUAACAAAUGAAAAUGGUACCAUUCAAAAAAUAAAUGGGGAUAAGAAAUCUUCAUCAUCUGAUGAAAAUAAAUAUGACUGGCAAAUGGAAUACGAUAUUUUAGAAAAAGAAGUGGGAGAUCAUUUACAUUUAGAGGGGAAAAAAGGGGAAGUAAUUUCCAUCGAAGCAUUAAAGAAAGAGUACAGUUAUGAUAUAUAUAGCAGAUCAAACAUUGGAAAUAGCAUGUACAUGAUGAGCAGAUAUGACAAAUUGAGCAAAACGGAAGUGGGUGAAGGCGAAGAAGCGGAUGAGGAGGAGGAAGAAUUGGAUGAAGAAGAAGGGGAAGAAGUAGCAGAGAUGGAAUAUAAGGAAGAAAGUAAAAUAGCGCAAUUUAGCAGUACCGGUAGAGGCGGUUCAGAUAUUUCUUCAAAAAAAAAUGCGUUUACACAAAAGGCAAAGGCACAAAACGCAAAGAAAGAAAACAUAAGAGAACAAAAUGCGAAGGAACAAAAGGAGUAUGCUGCAAGGAAAAGCGAUCUGGACAACGCACAACAGAAUGGGACGAUAAUGUUUGCUAAUUCUGUUAAGGAAAAUUACUUGAGUAAUAUAUCGAAAAAGCCAUUGAAAAUUUCCGAAGUAGUUAAUGAGAAAAAAACUUUACUUGAUGAAAAAUCAGAAGAGGGUGUUAUUCAUGAUAAUGAGGAUGCGAAGAACAGAAAAUGCAAAUUAACAGAAGAGAAAGGGGUAGAUAAUAACAUAGAAGAGCACAUAAAAAAUAAUAGUAAAAAAAAUAGUGUACGUACCAAUUCUGAUAUAUCCUACUAUUCAAAUGUGGAAGAUAAUAAAUUUGAUAAAUUCUCAACAGUAGGUGCUAUUAAAAAAGGGAAUAAAAAAAAUAAAUUUAAUAAAUUUUUUAAAAAUUUAGGCAAGUUUAGUUUUAAGGCUUCAAAAAAUAAAGGAAGCAAAAAAUCAAAGUAUGCAAACAAUGCCAUUUUGACUAGUGCUGUUUCGAUUGAUCUUGAUGAUUCGAAAAUGGACUCCGAACAUGAAGCAGAAAAGGUGCGUGAUCAUAAGGAGGGCAAUUAUAAGGAAGAUGAUAACCACAUGAAAUAUCUAUCUAAAAGUUUCGUUUCAAAUAGCGAUAGGAGUAAUAAAAAGAAUGUUUAUUCGAGAAGAAAAAUGAGUAAUCAAGUUGACAAGUUAUACUCAUAUAUAAGCAAAUUGAAAGAGAAAAAAAAAAAUUCCACUGAAAUGGAAGAGAGCAUAAUGGAUGAUAAACUAAUAUUAUCCAGGAAUGCAGAAACGCGGAUAGAUGCUAAGGGAAGUGUCAGUAAGGAAGAGAGGAGCGGUGAAAUAAGUAUGAGUGAGAUUCAAAUUAAAGAAGAGAGUAAAGGAAUACAAUGUAACAGCCGAGGUAUAAUGGACAAAAGUAAUGUCUUAUCAAAGAGUACUAUUAUUGAAGAAGAGAAAAAAAAAGAUGAGGAUGUUGAAUAUUUUUUAAAAGAGAUUAACAGUGAUAACAGUAUUGAUUAUGAGGAAUAUGUAUUAGAUAAAAAAAAUAUGAACACUCUUAAACAGUCACCUCGAUUUGGUUACAGUUUUUCUAACCAGGAUAUUUUAAAAGAUAAUAAAAAUUUAUUUAAUGGCGUUUUAAAUGGAAAUGAAAUAUCUGAACAUAAUUUUAAAAAGAGUAAUGAAAUAAAAGAGUGUAAAAAUAAGUAUUACUACUAUGACAAAUAUGAUGAAGCAAAGAGCAUAACAUAUAAAAAGGAAAAGAAUAAAAAUAAUAAAAAUAAAAGCGUAAACAUGGACGUAAACAAAAACAACGAUAUACAGAUGGACGUAAACAAAAACAACGAUAUACAGAUGGACGUAAACAAAAACAACGAUAUACAGAUGGACGUAAACAAAAACAACGAUAUACAGAUGGACGUUAACAAAAACAACGAUAUACAGAUGGACGUUAACAAAAACAACGAUAUACAGAUGGACGUAAACAAAAACAAAAGCAAAAAUGUUCGAGUUUCUUCAUUCUCAUCUGAUAAUUUAAAUAUAUAUUUGAAAAAAAAAAAAAAUGACCCCGAUAUGAAGAAAGAAGAGACGAAUGAUAUGGGUGCAAUAUAUUCCUAUAAUGCAGUUCACAGCAGGAUAGGUGAUGAUAGUAUGUAUAAUAACAUAUGUAUGGAUGUAAAAGAUAAAUACAGAAAGGAUACUACAAAUAAAUUUUUAAGUAAACCAAAUCCUUCAAUAUAUUCCAAAAAAAAUAACACAAAAAAACGAGAUGAAAAUUCAUCAAAUUCGUUAGAUAUUGUACGCUUAUCAAGUUUUAAGUCAGGAUCACGUAUUAAUGUCAUGUGUAAUGAAGAAAAAAAAAAUAAAAUGAAAAUAAAAAAAAAAAUUAAUUCCUUAUUAUCCAAUAGUAGUGAUUCAAAAAAGGGCUACCUAUCGGAAAGCAAAAAGGAAAACAAUUCUUAUUACAAGUAUGUGCAAUCAAUUUUACCCUUUGGGAUGUUAACACAGAGAGAAAACAGUGAGGAAUACAAUGAACAUAGUAGAAAAAAAAGCUUCUCUGAUAAGAACAGUUGA
This is a messenger RNA of Plasmodium malariae, 6564 nucleotides long. Its product is annotated as conserved Plasmodium protein, unknown function. The transcript is spliced from 3 exons. The coding region runs from base 1 to 6564 and encodes 2187 amino acids. The record is from RefSeq and is a predicted model, not a curated record. Lineage: Eukaryota; Apicomplexa; Aconoidasida; Haemosporida; Plasmodiidae.